Molecule: messenger RNA, 2116 nt
Organism: Lutzomyia longipalpis
Lineage: Eukaryota; Metazoa; Arthropoda; Insecta; Diptera; Psychodidae
Product: SET and MYND domain-containing protein 4-like
Exons: 2
Coding region: 151-1923 (590 amino acids)
Molecular function (GO): protein binding
Source: RefSeq, a predicted model, not a curated record
ACCACACAUAACCUCAAAUAUUUUUCAAAGGCUUCAGGCAAAUCGUAUAAGAACUUUCCACAACGUUUUAUUACACAAAAAAGUAGAUAAAAAGGGCAAAUUCUGCACAAAAAAUUUCCUGACAUCAGAAGUCCCGGUAAAUGCUGUAAAAUGGCAGAGGAUCGGUUCAACAAGAACGUGGUUUAUCAAAAGUUUAUCGAAUAUACAAAUGCCCCAUUCACUAAGGCUUUGUUCACCAAUAAAAUUCAGGAGUUUAUGAAGAAAGGACGCAAAGAAGGUCCUCUUAUUGAAUUUUUUCUUGGAUUCGCAAAUGAGCACAAUAUCAUUCCGGAACCUGCAAGUUUUGCGGAAGAGAAGAGUGACGCCAAGGCGGAGGAAUUUCGUCUGAAGGGAAAUACCUUCUUCAAGUAUAAGAAGAACGUGGAGGCUAUUGAGGAGUACAACAAGAGCGCCUGCUAUGCUGUGUCCAAGGAGAAGAUCAGCCUUGCCAUUGCUAAUCGAUCUGCGGUCUUCUUUGAGAUGAAAAUGUUCCGGGAAUGCCUUGAGAGUAUCCGGAUGGCACGGGAGUACGGCUAUCCUGAGCAAUUGAAGGAGAAGCUGGAUCGAAGGGAGGCAAAAUGUAAGGAAGAGGUGGAGAAGCAGCCGCCGAAAGGAGAAUAUUUUGAACCAAAGAUCGACUUGCCGGUCAAUGAAAAGAUUCCCUUUGUAGCCAAAUGUCUCACAUUGCGAGAGGAUAAGACUUUUGGAAGGCACAUUGUGACAAAGGAGAAGAUCCCCGCUGGGACGAUUAUUGCCAUUGAGAAACCCUACUGCAAAAUUCUUGCAGAUAAGGAGAUUUACCUCAGAUGUUCCAACUGCACUGAUGACGUUUCCUAUCUGCUGUUUCCCUGUGACUCCUGCACUCACACCAUGUUCUGCUCCAAGGCGUGCCAGGAGGAAGCUAUGAGGGAUUUUCACGCCAUCGAAUGCCCAAUCACAGGAGCUUUGUUUAAACUGUUGGACAUGAGCCUUCGAAUUAGCUUCCGACUAAUUAUUCGGGGUUUCUUGACGUUCCCAGACACAGAGACAAUGGCUGUGGCCGUUAUGAAGAUUGAGCGGGAGAAGAAGAACGUUUUUAGCUUUGACUGGCGUCAGGAACUCACACCGGAGGAACUCUUUACGCCUAUUAAUAACAUGCGGACGAGCGACGUGUUCUUCAAUGAUUACUCUUCCGUCACGGUUCUUUGCUUCACUUUGUGCAUCAUGGAGAAAUUGCUGAAGAAGGGUUCUCCGGUGUUCAAGCAGCAGUAUCUGCCGACUAGAGAGGCAGAAGAGUUCCUCAAGUUUUACCUCUUCCAUAAACUUCCAGUGAAUGUUGCUAAUAACAAUUACCUCAAUGGUGUGAUGGACUCCUAUGGCAAUCAAUACAAUACAAUGCGAGGAAUGGCUUGCUCUCCCUUCUUCAGCCUCAUUAACCACUCAUGCUCCCCCAACGUUGCGUGUAUCCCAUCCAAGGGAGCUGCAGGAGUGAUGUCGUGCAUUAUCACCCUGAAGACUAUUCCUGCUGGGAAACAACUCUUCACCAGCUACGAAUUCACUCAUUUUCUCUUCGAGAAGUCAGUGCGUCGGGAGAAUCUGGAGAACCGCUAUAACUUCAUCUGCAAAUGCGUGGCCUGCAUCAAGAAUUACCCCAGAUACAACAUCCUUCCGUCACCAAAUUAUGCUUUUCUUCAGUGCUUGUUCACCGUGGAAGACGCAAGGAAGUGUUUUGUCGAAGUGAAGGAUUUCCUCUGCAAGAACGGCCAUAAGUAUCCAACUGUCCAACUCUGCAUUGCUGAAGAGGAGCUCAAGUUCUACCUCAGCGUCAUGUGCGGGAAUAUUUCACUCACGAUCCGUGAGAAAUCUCGUUUGAUGGCUCAAGAAUACUUGCCCGCAGAGAAUUAGUGAGUAAUUUCUUUUUUUAUCUUCUUCAAUUUAUCACCAACCCUCUGGAAUUAAUCAAAACAUCAUGAAUUAAGAAAAUGUUCUUCCAACUGAAUUGAAUUCAAUUUGAAAAGGGAAAAGAACCCUUAAAAUAUUUUUUGAAAUAAUUAAGAAAUGAAAUAAAAAAAAACCUUAAUGGUCAACUUAGAAAGAA